Bubalus bubalis (water buffalo) is the source of this 5568-nucleotide messenger RNA. It is a transcript of the gene PLEKHA7, whose product is annotated as pleckstrin homology domain containing A7. Gene Ontology annotation, molecular function: protein binding. The record is from RefSeq and is a predicted model, not a curated record. Gene Ontology annotation, biological process: epithelial cell-cell adhesion; cell-cell adhesion mediated by cadherin; pore complex assembly. NCBI's taxonomy places the organism in Eukaryota, Metazoa, Chordata, Mammalia, Artiodactyla, Bovidae. Gene Ontology annotation, cellular component: pore complex; zonula adherens. The transcript has 27 exons. The coding region runs from base 510 to 4151 and encodes 1213 amino acids.
UGGAACCGGCCCGUACCUCUCCUCCUUUGCCUUCUCUAAACAACCUCAUUCCCCACCCCCUGCCUCAGGGAGCUUCCAGGCCCAGGUGUCUGAGACCCGAGCCCGCAGCCGGCCGUCUGAAGCGUCGGGUGAAGCGCCGCCCUGCCCCACCUCAGUGCGUGCACACCUCCGCCCCGCUCAACAAGUGCCUUGGGGUGUGUUUUCCGGCCCCGGCUCCGUAGGACUGUGGGCGGAGGCAAAAGUGUGCGCGGGGUGGUCACCUGACCCGCCUCUCCCGGUUCCCUCCGCUCGCCGGGAAAGGAGGAGGUCCAGGUGGGGAAGAGCCGAGGGCGGAGCUCCUUGCUCAGGUUUCAGUUUCCCUCCCGGCAGGCUGGGAGAAGGUGGAUUCUAAGGCGGGUAGUCUCAGCAGCCAUAACCAGCAGACCACAGCCUUCAGGCAUCCUGUGAGUGGGCAGUUUUCUCCAGAAAAUAGUGAAUUUAUUCUUCAAGAAGAAGAGCCAAAUCCACAUAUGUCGAAGCAAGAGAGAAACCAAAGACCGUCCAGCAUGGUCAGUGAAACGUCCACGGCGGGGACCACUUCCACCGUGGAGGCCAAGCCUGGCCCCAAGAUCAUUAAGUCCAGCAAUAAAGUCCACAGCUUUGGGAAGAGGGACCAGGCCAUUCGGAGGAACCCCAAUGUUCCAGUGGUGGUGAGGGGCUGGCUGCACAAGCAGGACAGUUCUGGGAUGAGGCUGUGGAAAAGGAGGUGGUUUGUGCUUGCUGAUUAUUGCUUGUUUUACUAUAAAGACAGCCGAGAAGAAGUGGUCCUUGGGAGCAUCCCUCUGCCCAGCUACGUGAUCUCACCGGUGGCCCCUGAGGAUCGCAUAAGUCGCAAGUAUUCCUUUAAGGCUGUGCACACUGGGAUGCGGGCUCUCAUCUAUAAUAACUCUCAGGCCGAGCAGUCAGGCAUGAGAACCUACUACUUCAGCGCCGACACCCAGGAGGACAUGAAUGCUUGGGUCCGGGCCAUGAACCAGGCUGCGCAGGUGCUGUCUCGAUCGUCACUGAAGAGGGACACGGAGAAGGUGGAGCGGCAGGCGGUCCCCCAGGCCAACCACACAGAGUCCUGUCGAGAGUGUGGCCGCGUGGGACCUGGACAUGCGAGGGAUUGUCCUCACCGCAGCCACGAGGAUUCCUUUGGAUUCGAGAGGCGGGAGCAGGAGGAAGACCGGUACCGCUCCAGGGACCCACUGGAGGGCAAGCGGGACAGGAACAAGGCCAGGUCCCCAUACUCACAAGUCGAAGAGGACGCCUUGUUCGUGGAUUUACCCAGCGGCCCGAGAGGCCAGCAGGCUCAGCCCCAGCGGGCGGAGAGGAACGGAGUGCUGCCCGUCACGUCUGGCCCGGGAGAGCAGAAUGGGACUGCCGGGUACCAGCGGGCCUUCCCUUCCAGGACCAACCCUGAGAAGCACAGCCAGAGGAAGAGUAGCCUGGCCCAAGUGGAGCAGUGGGCAAAGGCCCAGAAAGGGGACGGCAGGAGCCUGCCCCCGGAGCAGACCCUCCCUCGCCAGGGCCCCAGCCAGCACCUGUCCUUCCCAGAAAACUACCAGACCCUUCCGAGGAGCAGCCGCCACCCCUCGGGGGGCUCUUCGCCCCCUCCCCGCAACCUGCCGAGCGACUACAAGUACGCGCAGGACCGAGCCAGCCACCUGAAGAUGUCGAGCGAGGAGCGCCGGGCGCACCGGGACGGCACCGUGUGGCAGCUCUACGAGUGGCAGCAGCGCCAGCAGUUCCGGCACGGCAGCCCCACGGCCCCCAUCUGCGCCGGCUCCCCGGAGUUCGCCGAGCAGGGCCGGAGCAGGAGCAUGUUAGAGGUGCCCCGCUCCAUCUCCGUGCCUCCGUCUCCCUCGGACCUCCCUCCCCCGGGACCCCCGAGGGCCUUCCCACCCCGGCGGCCCCACACGCCGGCAGAGAGGGUCACUGUGAAGCCACCGGACCAGAGGAUGAGCGUAGACAUCUCGCUGGGGGGUUCUCCCAGGAAGGCAUGGGGCCCCACCACCAAGAACUCCUCUCAUGUGGACCGACGCUCCAUGCCCUCCAUGGGUUACAUGACCCACACUGUCAGCGCUCCCAGUUUACACGGAAAAUCGGCUGACGAUACCUACCUCCAGCUGAAGAAAGACCUGGAGUACCUGGACCUAAAGAUAAAAAAUAAUGAACCUUUGAUCAACGUGCUUUACAAAGUGCUGAAGAAGUCAGCACGGGGCUGUCGGCCCAGGAGAAGCAUGACAGGCCGGGAUCUCCUCAAGGACCGAAGUCUAAAGCCGGUGAAGAUUGCCGAGAGUGACAUUGACGUCAAGCUGAGCGUCUUCUGUGAACAAGAUAGGGUCCUCCAGGACUUGGAAGACAAGAUACGAGCCCUUAAGGAGAACAAAGACCAGCUAGAGUCGGUGCUGGAGGUGUUGCACAGACAGAUGGAGCAGUACCGAGACCAGCCCCAGCACCUGGAGAAGAUCGCCUACCAGCAGAGGCUGCUGCAAGAGGACCUUGUCCACAUCCGGGCCGAGCUCUCCAGAGAGUCCACUGAGAUGGAAAAUGCUUGGAAUGAGUACCUAAAGCUAGAAAGAGAUGUGGAGCAGCUAAAGCAGACCCUGCAGGAGCAACACAGAAGAGCCUUUUUCUUCCAGGAGAAAUCGCAGAUACAGAAGGAUCUCUGGAGGAUUGAAGACGUCAUUGCAGGCCUGAGUGCAAAUAAAGAGAACUUCAGAAUCCUGGUGGAAUCGGUCAAAAAUCCAGAGAGAAAAACGGUGCCUUUGCUUCCUCACCCGCCUGUGCCUUCACUCUCAACCUCUGAGAGCAAGCCGCCCCCGCAGCCCAGCCCUCCCACCAGCCCCGUGCGGACCCCUCUGGAGGUUCGACUCUUCCCCCAGCUGCAAACCUACGUGCCGUACCGACCUCACCCGCCCCAGCUGAGGAAGGUGACGUCCCCCCUUCAGUCACCAACCAAGACCAAGCCCAAAGUGGAAGAUGAGGCACCUCCCAGGCCCCCGCUCCCUGAGCUCUACAGCCCGGAGGACCAGCCCCCAGCCGUGCCCCCGCUGCCGAGGGAGGCCACCAUCAUCCGGCACACUUCAGUGAGGGGCCUCAAGCGGCAGUCGGACGAGAGGAAGCGAGAUCGGGAGCAGGGACAGUGUGUCAACGGGGACUCCAGGGUGGAGCUCCGGUCGUACGUCAGCGAGCCAGAGCUGGCCACCUUCAGCGGGGACACGACCCCAUCCUCCCUGGGCCUCGUGGGCUCUGAGAGCAGGUACCAGACGCUGCCAGGCAGAGGCCUCUCGGGGUCCAUGUCAAGGCUCCAGCAAUCAUCCACUAUUGCUCCCUACGUCACCCUCCGGAGGGGUCUAGAUGCCGAAAGCAGCAAGAUGACCUACCCUAGACCCAAGAGUGCCUUGGAGCGCCUGUACUCAGGAGACCACCAGCGGGGCAAGAUGAGUGCGGAGGAGCAGCUGGAGCGCAUGAAGCGGCACCAGAAGGCGCUGGUCCGGGAGCGCAAGAGGACGCUGAGCCAAGGAGAGAGGACGGGGCUGCCCUCGUCCCGCUACCUCAGCCAACCGCUCCCGGGAGACCUCGGCUCAUGGAAGCGUGAGCAGGACUUUGACCUGCAGCUGCUGGAACGGGCUGUACAAGGGGACAGAAAGGACAAGGAAGAGAAUGGCUGGCUGAAGGUGCAGGCCAUGCCUGUCACUGAAUUGGACCUGGAACCACAAGACUAUGACGUGGACAUCAGCAGAGAGCUCUCCAAACCAGAGAAGGUCUCCAUCCCCGAGCGUUAUGUGGAGCUGGAUCCUGAAGAGCCGCCCAGCCUGGAGGAGCUGCAGGCGCGGUACCGCAAAGCUGAGAAGAUCCGUAACAUCCUCACCCGGUCCAGCAUGUGCAAUCUGCAGCCGACCGCCAGCCAGGACCGGAACAGCGUGGCAGACCUGGACUCGCAGCUGCAGGAGCAGGAGCGUAUCAUCAACAUCUCCUAUGCCCUGGCCUCGGAGGCCUCCCAGCGCAGCAAGCAGGUGGCAGCGCAGCAGCUGGCCCUCCUCCCGCCUAAAGCCCCCCUGUCCUCCAGGACCGUGCCACCUUACCCCCCCUUAAGCAACGGACUCCACUACACCUUUGUCUAACACCUUCCAACCCAGGCAGUGACUGACCCGUGAUCCAGCACACACAGAAGUCUGGAGCCAGGGGCCAGCAGAACCAGUUUCCUCCGAGAAGAUCCAUCCUUCUUGCACCAAGGAAACCCCUUCCAGCUAAGCGGGGGUUCAGCCUGGAGGAUGGAGUAGCCCGUCAGCUGUGGGGCGUCCAUCACAGGGCGAGGUCCUAACCCCCCUGCUUGUUUUAGUUCAGACUCCUUUUACAUAUGACAAAGGCACUUUUGAUACACACUGUACAAUACUGAUGCUGUAUUUUAGAAUCAGGAUGUAUUUUAUAAUGUUCACCUCAAGGGCUCAGUGGCCGAGAAGGUGAGGAUGCAAGAUUUUGGAGCUGCACACAGAUUCAGGUAUCAUGGGGUGGUGGGUGGGGGUGGGGCCGAAGGGCAGGGUGAGCAGAAGGCAGUCCAGCAUCUGCUGAACGCAGGCGAGCUUGGAUGGGAGACAUGCUGCCAGUGGAUUCCAGUGUGGGCUCACUGGCGUGCUGUCCAGGGCAGUGGUCAGCCGUCCCUGAUCUUGACCGCCUGAUGGCCAGCUCUGGAGGGUGAAGCUCCACCGAGACAGAGCCCAAGUCUGUGCCUCGGCCUUGGGUCUGCCUUAGGCCCAACAACGUGUCUAAGAACUUUGGUUCCCAACCCGCCCAUGAGGUUCUCUCAGCAAAGGGCUCUUCUCAAAAAUAAAAAAAGUUUGCUUUAAUUAAAAAAAAAAAAAGAAAUACAGAACACUUUGAAAUACAGAAAAGGUGAGAAGAGCAUCUUCGUCUUGUAUCAUAAGCAAUAAACAUCACACCGGGUGGCAUCUAUCUGCAAUUCCCUGUGUCCACACUAGGCUGUGAUAGUGAUCCUGGGACCUUUGCAGCCUGCCCCUCAGAACACAGGUCAGCUUCCCAGGACUUGGGUCAGUGGCUGGAGGGCAGGCAGUGAGUCCCCACCAUCUCUGAUGGCCAGCAAGGCCAUGAUGGCAGAAUGAUGACUUGACUUCCAGCCUAAAAUGGGGAAGGGGCCACCAGACCAGCUGCCGUGUUUGUGGCCCUUUAUAUGAGUCGUGAGCUCAUGAUAGUCUGCAUACAGAAAAUGAGGUUGAAAAGGAAAAAAAACAAAAAACCUCCGUUGGGUAGAGCCACACUUUAAAUGAAAAUUGGUCUUUGACUAUGGUCAGAAAAAUAAUCUUGAAUAUAUUUAGAAGUUGCCGUCUAUUUUUAACUAACUCCAUAUGCUGCCAGUAUCGACUUCAUGACAUUUGCCAAAAUAAGAUUUUAUUUUUGCCUUUAUAAGAUUUUGUUGGAAAAAUGAAAUGAGUAUUUUGCAAGAAAAAGUUAAUUUAAAAAAGAAGUGUAAUGGUUUGCAAAAAAAAAAAUGUGAUGUACAGAUUAAAGUAUUAACCUGGUACA